UGGGGACCCCUGCAGCCCAGUCCACGUGGGAGACAAUUCAUAACAAGCGGAAGAGUGCUGGCAGGUGGUUGCGACCAUGACCGUGAACCUCUUGGAGGACUGGUGCCGCGGGAUGGACGUGGACAUCCACAGGGCCCUGUUGGUCACGGGCAUCCCCGAGGACUGCGGCCAAGCAGAAAUUGAGGAGACCUUGAGUGGGGUCCUCUCCCCGCUGGGCCCGUACCACGUGCUCAACAGGAUUUUUGUGCGGGAAGAGAAUGCCAAAGCCGCCCUAGUUGAGGUGGGCGAGGGCGUGAGCCUGCGGGCCGUACCUGGGGAAUUUCCGGGAAGGGGAGGUGUCUGGAGAGUGGUCUGCAGAGACCCCACCCAGGAUGCAGAGUUUUUAAAAAACCUGAAUGAGUUCCUGGAGGCCGAGGGGCGCUCUUGGGAGGAUGUGGUGCGCCUGCUCCAGCUCAACAACCCCCCACCACCCCGCAACCAGAAUCCACCUCCAGAGAACUGGGUGGAAGCUUUGGGGGUGCUCCUGGGGACUGUGAUGCAGAUCGUCUUCCACAUGGACGCAGAGAUCCGCAGCCUGGAGGAGGCCAGGGCUCUGGAGGCCGCGGAGGCACAUGCUGUCGCGGCAGCUUCAACAGCCCAAAGGAAGAUUAAGGAGGAGCCAGGGAGGGCUGCUGGUGUGGGGUCUCCCCUGAAGCUGGAGAACGCAGACAGCUGGAGUGACGUGGGAGAUGAAGGUGACCCUCCCAAACCCUUGGUUCGUAAGGCUGGAGCUAAGACUUGCUCCAGGAGAAAGAAGCAGAAAAAAAACCCCAAGCAGGACCCAGUGCCCUGGAAGAAAGCCAGAGGCCACCAUUCCAACAGCUCUGCCGCCUUGGAGGAUCCUGCGGCUGAUGGUGGUGAAAAUAGGGAGGCCUCAGAACACCCCCAGAGCAGCAAAAAGCCCUGUGUGAAGCAGGAGGAGUCGGCUUUGAGGAAGCCCGUGAAGUGUCCCUGGAAGUCCCCCAGAAACGCACCUCAGGGUGCCCGGCCAGAAGCUGCGGGCCCUGGAGUUGCCUCUGGGUCAGACCAAGAUGAUGGUUGCGAGGGCCCGCUGAAGAAAAAGGCCAUGGGCUGGGCCUCGGCGAAGAGCCGAGGGGCCGUGCGGAAGAGGAAGGUGAGCUUGGGCCCCGUCUCUUACGUCCUUGUCGAUGCAGAAGACGCCAAGAAGCAGCCUCUCAUCCCAAAGAAGAGGCCAGGCUCCCGGAAGCGUGCGUCAGUCCAGAGGGCCCCUCGAGGCUCACAGCCCACUGAGUCGCAAGUCUCAACGUCAUGGGAUGCAAAGGCCAAGACAGAAGGCUCUCCUCGUGAGCCCAGGAAACUUUGAGUUGGGCGACCACCAAGCUGAAAGAAAACCAAGGAAGUUCCCAGUUGGGAGCAAAGCUUUUUCUUGUCAUUGAACGAAUCAAGACUCUGGACUUUAUUAGGGACCCGCUUUCAGAGGUAAAUGUGCAUAAGACCUUAGGUGGGAGGAAUGACGGUGUACGUACCCCUGUGCUGCUUUCCCUGCCAGGCCUGCUUUACACCUCCCCCUAGACUCACCUUUGAGUCCGGUGAGUCAAUAAGCAGAUGGGAAAAUCCUAGAACACUCAUCUUGGCCCUGGGCAGGGUCACUGUUACGCUGUCCGUGCCUGGCCUUUCUCCCCCACUCCCUGCUGCUUCUGAGCGGCCGGCUGACCUAGGGCCUGGCGUUCUUAGGAGCAGGGCCGCCGUUCUCUCCCUUCACCCUCUGCGCUACUACCGCGGGCAAGUUAAGCCAAGAUCCUGAUGCAGACCCGGCGUCCUUACUCCACCCACUCUUCAGCUUCCACUGAUCAAGAGGGUGGUGAGGUCCCAAGAGUUAGUUUUGGGGGGGGGAAAUGGCCUUGAAGUAUUUGAGUUUUAACUUCUGUUAAUAAGAAUGGUCCUUGGAUUUCCCACUUGGGGUAAAACCCUCUCAGAACCUGCAGGGAGGAGGGGUGAUCGGUAGGGAAGGACUCCAGCUGUCACGGCUUUCCUGCUCUGAUUCCAUCCACUGCCACCAAACGCUCAACAGUUUUGAGGCUAAAGACACUUCUCACAUUAUAGCAAGAGGGAAAAAUAGUCUGAAAAAUUGGCCAUCAAUUUCUGGCCUCUCAGUAGACCAGAACACCACGUCUCCUGUGUGCGCAUGUGGAGGGGCAGGCUGGAGCGGGGGCCACCUGAGAUCAGUGGUUUCCAAGUUAUCCUGAUGCUCAAAGAUGUAAUUCUAAUCUAUUUUUCAUGUGUUAAAAAGAACUACUGGAAAGUGAUCGACAGUGUCGGCAGCCUAACCCAUCACGUUGGAGACUAGCAAAACUACCUUGAGUUCACGUUAACUUGUUUUUGUACAGGUCUCCAGUGAAUUGUUUCUGCCAUUUAUUUGCAUAUAAAUUAAUUUCUUGUGUGACUCAUGAGAACCAGUCUUGUACAUGUCACUGAAUGGGACAGGCUGAUCUCCUGCCCGCCCGUAAUUCACGCGCCUUGUCAGCUGCGGUGUUCAGUUGUGUGGCGGCAGGUUGCUGCAUGAAGGAGGCUCCCGGUGAUAAUAUUCUGCCAGACAUUGAACUCUUCUCGUUUUCAGAGCCUCUCUUCUGACUUCCGUUCUUGUGAUAAAGUUGCAAACUAUCGUGAUUCAACUUGGAAAACAAACUCCUUGUGACAAUUCCUUGCAAAAUCCUGGCUGAGUCUUACUGAAAGUGUGGAAAUAAAGAAAGCAGCUUCAUCCACUGCUGCUCAUCACAGUUUCCCUUGGUGUGUGCAAAACAACACAGGAGCAGAGUGGACCCUCAGCUGACAAAAGCCUGCGGUCUGCAGUACCCAGUGUCAAAAUCAGGUCCUCAUGUUGGCGCCGUGAUUAGUAAUUGUCAGUAUAAAUGUUAUAAAAUUUAGCAAAUUAAAUAUUGAGUGUGUG
This is a messenger RNA of Miniopterus natalensis, 2947 nucleotides long. The record is from RefSeq and is a predicted model, not a curated record. Lineage: Eukaryota; Metazoa; Chordata; Mammalia; Chiroptera; Miniopteridae.